This is a messenger RNA of Blepharisma stoltei, 3133 nucleotides long. The record is from the annotation of a GenBank genome assembly. NCBI's taxonomy places the organism in Eukaryota, Ciliophora, Heterotrichea, Heterotrichida, Blepharismidae.
AUGUCCUCAAAGAUCCUCGAACUGAAUUUUAUAGAUCAACCGAUUUCAAAGCAGAGUAAUUCUCCUAUAUACAGCAUUUUGCAGCAUGAAGACCGUGAGGUAUCUAACCUUCCAAUUAGUCCUAACUUGCUCAAUUUCGCAGAUAAGCAUUUAAAUCAGAAAUAUUACCAAGCUUUAUAUACAUGUAAAGAUGAAUGUACAAAGCCUAGUCCCGAAUUUAAAAGCAAUCUAUUGUGCUUUUAUUUGUUUUUAUCAAUAUAUAUAGCAAUUCUUGUAAUAUUUGCGUUAUUACUGCACUCAGAAGGAAAACUUUCAGACACUCAGCUUGCAUUUCAUCUAAUAUGUUUAGGUGGAAUCGUGCUUUUUGGCUAUGUAUUACUAUUCUGCAUAUAUAAAAGUCAAUGAUUUCUUAUUCAAAACAGAGUAUUUUUUUUGGCUUUAGGCUUGUUAUUUUUUACUUACCUUAUAGUUGGGGACCAAAGAGUUUUAUCAGAAAUUACGGACUCAAAUCAUACAGAAAGCAGACUGCCUAUGUCAAUAGGUAUUGUGUGCUUCUUAGUGCUAUUAAGACUAGUUCUUUUUGAAUGUUUUUAUUACUUAGUUAUUUUAGUAGUUUAUGCUCUAGUGCUAUUUUUGGGUGUGGAGAUCGGUUAUUCUCGAUUAUCAGUAUACUCAACCCUAAGCGAAUUUUGUCUUAUUUGCUUAUUUUUCGUCCUCCAAACUUUCGAUUCCCAAAAGAUUGAUUUUCGAACCCGCCAACUAUUCUGAAGAAAAGAAAAAGAAGAAGAAGGAAUCGAGCACAGCAAAAAAAUCGACGAAAAUACCAACAAAAUUGACAUAAAAUCAGAAACUGAAAUAAUAAUAAAUUCUUGCGACAAAAUCAGGCAAGAGCUAAAAUACGCUUAUCACGUUAUAAUUUUUAAAGAUGUUAAAAAAAGACUAAAACAAGCCAUGGGACUGAUUGAUAAAGUCAAGCGUAGAGUCGCUCAUGGAUCUUUUUUUGAUGAUGUUAAGCUUGAGCAGAGCUUAAAUUUAGAUGAGCAAGACAAAGCAUUUAUCAAAGAAAACUACAUGAAUGUGACUGUUGAAAUGAGCAGAGAAAGAAAUGACAGAAAAGUAACUAUGAGUGAUAUUACAGAAAAAGAAACAGCUUUUCCUUUCCACAGCUACGGAGUAGCAGAGCUGGAAAGUGUUUUGUUUUCAGUAGGAAAAAACUGAAAUUUUGAUAUUUGGUUUGUAUAUAGCCAGAUCCCUGCUUUGGAUCGGGCUUAACUGAUGCUGGGAGGCGUUACUAGGAGCUGAUGGAUCAACAUUUGUUGGCAAAAUCAACUCCCCAGAUGAUGCACACAUUAAUUAAUUGAUUUAAGGGUUUAAGUCCUCCGUUUAACCACAUAACCUGCAUGGGCUUCCUUCCUGCUUCGGGGUUCCCUACUCCUUCUUCGUAUCGUGCACCUUUCGAUAUCAAGACUGUAUGGCCCCUAAACUUCGGGCGACGGCUGUCUUUCUAGUUCUUCGGGACCAAACAUGGGUUGCAUGCACAGAAAUUUCCAAAAAUGGAAUUUCUGGCCGACUAUCAGCAAAAGUUCCAACUCAGAGCAAAAAGCAUAACUCUUGGUUUCACUCUAGGAGUUAUUCAGAGUAUCAAAAGAUGCUGCUGGGCUUCCCUUUCUAGCUCUAAGUCCCACAAGAUAAAAUCAAUCCUAAAAGAGACUUGGAUCAGGCUAUGGACGCUGUCGGAAUUUCUGGGUUGGCAAAACCUUGCCGGAUAUAAUUAAGCAUGUGCUCGGGGCUGCAUGGUCGGAAAACCCUGCCCAGGCCAAGACACCUAUUUAAUUAUCAACUCCCAAGAUUAAAAAUUCUCUUGUAUUGGCUUUUUUCAUCUUGGGAGUUGAAUUUGCCAGUAAACUUUAGUUCAUCUGACGCCUCCCAACAUCAGUCAAGCCCGAUCCAAAAAAGGGAUCGGGCUAUAUAAUACGACUGGGCAUAGUAUUUUUAUAGUUGCAAAAUAUCUGCUUCAAAAGUGGAAUCUAAUGGAAAGUUUCGCAAUUCCAGAAGAUGUAUGUGAUAAAUAUUUUCAGACUGUAGAAAAAGUAAUAAUUAUUUAGGGAUAUAAUCAUAACCCAUAUCACAAUGCCUGCCACGCUGCUGAUGUACUGCACACGAUGCUAUUUUUUUGCCUCAAUGGGGAAUUUCUAAAAAAUUUGAGUCCUCUUGACACUAUUUCUAUAAUAGUUGGGGCUUUAGGCCACGAUGUAGGCCAUCCAGGCGUUACAAAUAGAUUCUUACUCCCCCGCUCCGUGAGCGAUCAAAAAUUUUUUAUCUGAAUUGGAAUUUAAAGGGAAAAUUGCUAUAAAUUUUAUAUUAAUAAAAAAAUUAACCCGUGAGUGAACAAAAUUUUUUUUUCGCUCAAAGAGAGGAGUUAGUAAAUAAUCGAGAUGAAAUCGCAAUCCAGUAUAACGACAAUAGUGUAUUAGAAAACAUGCACUGCUUUAAAAUAUUCAGCAUGAUGGCAAAAACCGGCUGCAAUAUAUUUGAAAAAUUGCAGCCUGACGACUGGGCUAAAGCAAGAAAACUCAUCAUUGCGAUCGUCCUUGAAACAGACAUGUCAAGGCAUUUUGAAAUUUUAGGGAGGUUCAGGACAAGAGCUCUCAGCCUUCUAGACUUAAAUUUGGAGAACCAAGACGACAAAACUUUGAUUUUAUCAAUGGGCCUUAAAUGUGCAGAUAUUGGCCACAGUGCAAAACUCAAAGACUUGCAUGAAAAAUGGACCGAGUUGGUAUGUGAAGAAUUCUUUAAGCAAGGAGAUGUAGAAAAAUCAAGAAAACAGCCAGUUUCUAUGUAUUGUGAUAGAGAAAAUACAGAUUUGCCCAAAAGCCAGGCUGGGUUUUUGAAAAAUAUUUGUAUACCACUGUUUGAGGUUUGGUGCCAAUUUUUGAAGUCUGAGAUGAUUACAAAGCUGUGCUUGGAGCAAGCGAAGGCAAAUUAUAACUAUUGGGAAGACAAAGGAAGAAUGAGAAGGUCUACAGUCGGAUAUAGCGGGGCUGUUGUUAAAGAUGUUGAUACGGAGAGAAAACAGUUGUUGGGCUCAUCUGAUAUUGGAGUUAGGCGACAGUCUUAUCAAAGCGAUCACUAA